AUGGAAGCUGUCACAGGAUCAGAAAAUUCCCAGUUAUUUGUCCAUCUGGCCCACAGCUACGGUGCCUUGGUCAUUUCGCUUAUCGAACGUGUGCGGCAUGAGUGCCCACUGAUGCAGGAGUCCUUCCGCCGUGCGCUGGUACCACUUUACCAAGCGUUAGGAAACUAUCUUGGUCAACCACCAUUCGAAGACUACACGAACAGCCUGAGCCAAAGCUUUAACAUUCGCGAUGCACCGCAAUCUUACCGCACCCUUCCAUCGAUACCCGCGCCCGUGAGACGCACUCGGACGCAGCGGUUCGCGAUCAUCAUUCACUUACUGACAGCAAUGCUUACCACCGAGAAUAGCGCCCUCGAAAUCAUUAACCAGUUUGUCGAUGAUCCUAUUUUCCGAGAAAGGUUACUUGCCGAACUGGAUGAGCUUAGAACGCUCGUUGAAGACCACACGGCAACAGUACGAACGCUGGAGAACUGA
Molecule: messenger RNA, 474 nt
Organism: Anopheles cruzii
Lineage: Eukaryota; Metazoa; Arthropoda; Insecta; Diptera; Culicidae
Exons: 2
Coding region: 1-474 (157 amino acids)
Source: RefSeq, a predicted model, not a curated record